This is a messenger RNA of Ectocarpus siliculosus, 1356 nucleotides long. The record is from the annotation of a GenBank genome assembly. NCBI's taxonomy places the organism in Eukaryota, Phaeophyceae, Ectocarpales, Ectocarpaceae.
AUGCAUUAUCCCCCCAAAAACUAUACAGCAAAAAGGUAUCUGCAGAACGGAGAUGACAUCGAGGGCGCGGGGCCGGGCGGCGAGACGGCCCUAACGUGCGCCGCCGUCGCCGGCCAUCUUGCCGUCGUCGAGCUUCUCCUAGACCAAGGGGCUUCGAUCAUCUGCACGGACAGCCUCGGCCGCACGCCCUUGUUCAACGCCGUCAGCAGCCCCGUGCGGUCCGGGUGCUUGGAGGUCGUUCGCCGUCUUCUCAAGGCGGGCUCGUCGGUGACCGUGAAGGACACGAUGGGCAACUUGCCGGUGCACGGGGCCGCGUUCGGAGGCAACCGGCUGGUGAUGAAGGCAGUGCUGGAGGCCGGGGGCGACGUGAUGAGCAGGAACGGGCAGGGGCACACGCCCCUGAUGAUCGCGACGCAGAACGGACACAUAGGGCUCUUCCAGUGGCUGCUGCGGCAGGGUCGCAACGAUGUUAACGACACCUGCCCCAACGGGAUGAGCCCCCUCUUCAUAGCCGCCGAUUACUCCUCGGCAGACAUGGUUGAAACCGUCAUCAAGGCUGGCGGCAAACCCGGUUCUCGCACUAUCGACGGCUGGACUCCUCUCCACGCGGCCACCCGGCUGGGAAACGUGCGCAUGAUCCGGGCUCUCAUCCAAGCGGGUGCCGAGCCCGAUGCACCAGGAAUGCUGGACAACACUCCCUUGAACAUCGCGGGCAAGGAGGGGCAGCUAGAGGCGGCCAGGGAGCUCAUGAAAGCGGGCGCUGACCCGCUGACUGUUUGCAGCAAAGGAGCGUCCCCGCUCUACAACGCCGUCGUGGAGAGCAACUCAUCGAUUGCUGUGGAGAUGCUCAAGACGCUAGAGCGGAAGGAUGAGGAGGAAGGGACGGUGUAUCCUUCUCGAGCGUCUAGAGUAGGCAAGGGUCUCUUCAGGAGCGAUCGCAGGUUUAUGACCCUCGUCAACGGUGCUGUGUACGGCCUCGAGUUCAAGUCCCUGUCCAAGCUCCUCAGCAUGGGAGCGCUCGAUCCGUUCGCGGACGAGGGGGGAGACGAGAGGGCCGCAGCGUAUAUCGAGCUCGUAACCCCGGCCGACGCCGGUCUGCCUCCCAAAGACCCCGUCCUAAAGGCUUGCAUGCGCCGAAUGAUAGCCAGGCGGGUCGCCUUCACCGCCACCUCUUGGCUCUGGCCCCUUGUUUUGAGCGCGGGGAAGUCGGGUGGGGAGGGCAAGGCGAAUGCCGGGCGGCGACGUGGGAUGGCCCCUGUUGGUGUCGCAAGGUGUCGGCCCGAGCGUCGAAGGCACCGGCAGCUGGAAUUGUUCCGGGCGUUCCGCAGGUAUUGUGACAAGAAGGAGCCGGUAUAG